Messenger RNA from Pieris macdunnoughi, 1044 nucleotides. Lineage: Eukaryota; Metazoa; Arthropoda; Insecta; Lepidoptera; Pieridae. The record is from the annotation of a GenBank genome assembly.
AUGAGGACGUUACUGAUAUUAUCGCUAUGUGCGGUCACAGCUUACGCACAGUUCGAUGGCCCUGCACCGCCAAGGCUACAGAUUCCUGGCGCGGUCCAAGUAGGAGGUUCGAGGCAAGGCGGUUUUAGGCAAGGCAGAAUCCAAGCUGCUCCAAUCCCUAUUGCCCGAGUGAGAAGGCCAGGCCUCGCAAGACCAUCAUUCAAAUCCGUUGACGCUGCGCCGCGGCCGAGUCUGCAGUCUUUAGAAGAACCAGCAAAACCAGUCACUGAAGAACCAGAGGACGAAAUAGAAAUCAACACUCCAACAGCAUAUGGCAAUGCUUAUUCAACCCCCGAACCACAAAACGACUAUUUCGAUAUUACAACGACAUCCCAACCAAAACCCCCUAGUGCCUUUAAUUCUUCACCAUUUGCGCAAACAACCCCGUCAUUACCUAAACUCGAAAACGUAAGACCAACGCAAUACCGCCCACUCCUACCACAAUCGUUUAUUCCAAUCAGAAACGAACCAAGGCCACAACCAGUCAGGUUGCAACCUUUAUCCAGCAGACCUCAGCGCCCAGUUCUUCGCCCUGAACCAAAACCAUUUGCGGAUGAAGAUGAUAUUCAGCCCGUCAGACAAUACAAUAGACCGCAAGAACCAAUCCGUGCAGCGCCUGUCAAAGCUGCACCUCAGAAAUACUCUCCUUCGAACAACAGGGAAAAGAAGCCAGUCUCACAAAUUAUCCGUAAAUACAGAGAAGAAAACGAAGACGGCAGUAUUACUUGGGGUUUCGAAAAUGACGAUGGUACUUUCAAAGAAGAAAUUAUAGGAAAUAAUUGUAUUACAAGGGGCAAAUAUGGUUACAUCGAUCCAGAUGGUUUGAAAAGAGAAUACAACUAUGAGACCGGUAUUGCUUGUGACAACACAAGAGAUGAGCAAAACCAAAAAGGCUUUAUUGACUACCAGGAAAACAAGGCAGUAUUACCAAACGGUAUUACAAUUGAUCUCAAUGCUAUGGGGAAGAAGUCGAAGAGGCCAUUCAGAUCACCAACUAAUCACUAG